UAUAAUCAUUUUAGUUUUAUUAUAGUUAAAGGUCGAUUUGGACCACGUCUAGAUUUUGAAAUAGGGCCUCCACGAUCUAGUAGACAACCCUGCACCCACCUCUCAAUCAAUUUACACUAUUUUCAUUUCUCCAUUCAAUUUUUGCGCUAUAUCCAUUUUCUCUUCCUUCCAGAUUUACUUUCCCCCCUACUAAGGAUGGAAAUUCGGUCUUGUUUUCUUGGUCAAACUGGAAAUGAGAUCGUUUAUUUCUGUUGUAAUCUUUUUCUGAACUUAAGUAUUUUUUUAUAAUUAUUUACUAAUUUUUAAUUUUGAUAAAAUUUAUGGGGAAAAAAAUUAGGGCCACAUUUUAAAUUUUCGAACAGGGCCUUCAAAUAUCAUGGGACGACCCUGACUUCGGUGCACUCACAAAAAUGAGUGCGUUCAAUGCAUCCAACUCAAAAACUAGUCUUAUUGUGUCAGAUUUUGAAUUUUAAUUUGUAGAAUUAGUGUAAUAUGAUGAUAGAACAUAUGAUAUCAACUAAUUAGCGGAUUACCCUAAGCCCUAGACCUCCAAUUUUGAGUUAUAUCUCUAAACCCCAAAUUGUAAACCCUAAUCCUAAAUCUCUAAACUCUCAAUCCUUCAAAUUAAAGUAAAUCUUUAAUGGUUUUUGUGCAAAUCCAUGUGCGUUAUUGUUCAUCACAUCAUAAGUAAUGAUUGACAUUAUUUUGACAUAAAUCGCAUGUUUAAAAUGACGGUUAUGAAGCGAGUGCACUGAAUGCACCCAAAAAAGUGAGUGCACCAAAGUAGCGUAUAUAUGACAAAGGCUAUCGUAUAUCAUACGUAUGUUGUACGCCUGUGUUCACACUUGUUUUUUUUUUGGAUAAGGGUGACAAUUAUAUUAACGAAGAAAAGAACAAAAAAGUUCAAGUGUUCACACUUGGUUUUUGCACUUCAAUAUAUUUCGCUGAAUCAGAACCUCGGUUAUUAUUUUUUUAGAUUAAAUUAAUCUUGUGCCUUGAGUUAGAGAAUUAGAGAUAGGAGUUCACCCAUUAGAGGUUAGGGUAUAGUAUCAUGCCCCAAACUCCGGUUAAUUUGUGCUCUAAAUAGUAAAACUCGACGGUCGUACAAUGUACACCUAAUAUACGCUAGCCUGAAGUAUAUAUAUUUCUCACUCCACCCAACCGGCCAUAACUUUAAAGCAUUUUCUGAUGAUAACAUUUUUUAGUCCAUAAGAACCUCUGGCUUAUAUAUGGUCCAGACUCUCCGAAAGCCUAAAGUAUGUAUAUAGGUAUAGCAUCUUAGCUUAGCCCCACUGUCUACAUUGGAUGAUAAGAUAAUAUAUGAUCCAUGAACUUUUGUGUUUGUGCAGCAUUUAUUUUUGUAUAUCCAUGUCAGUUGAUAAGACAAAAGAUAAACUUAUUUUUAUUCUCCUCUCAUUUCCAUCAGCCAUUAGAGUGUUUGGCUUCAAGCACUGAUACAUAUUUAGCAAUCCAUGAUUAGGGUCAAUGCAUAUGUAGGAUUUGGGUAUCUUAUGCAUUGACAUGGAGAAUUGGAAAUUAACAUGUACCGAUACGUUUGAAUAGCUAUCGACGUAUUUUAAGUUGUUUCAUCAAUUGUAGAGUCACUUUUGAGAGAGAUCGGGGGCUACCACUACUAGUAACUCGACGACUUUCAAGUCAAACUCAUAUCUCCUCUUUGAAUUGGCUUCGUCGAGAUUCUCUAGACGGUGAGAAAGAGAAAGAGAGUUCGUCAAUGAAGAAAGCAUAUUGAUUGAUAGACACCUGUGAUAAUUUCAAAUACACAUCCACUUAAUUAGGUAUGUGAGAUGAAGGAAAAAUAAAAAAUGAACGACCAAAAUAAAGUUCUCACGGUACGAACCCAAAAAGGAGUCUGCAACUUAACCUAUUCCAUAACGCCUCUAUGCAAGAACACGAGUUUUUUUUUUUUUUUUUUUUUAGGGAAGUAAGAACACGAGUUAUAACCCCUUCCAAGUUUCAAACUCUUGUGAACUUUUUUUUAUUUGGUAAUAUUCCGCUAAUGCGAUCCCUACAACUAUUACUCUCCAAAGUUAAGUUCAACCAUUUGAUUAGUUUGUGUCCGUUUCCACUACAAUCCAACAACCAAAUGAAUUAAACAAUGUCGGUCUUGCCUUUUAUUUUGUUUAUGAAACGGCAGUCAUGCCUUUUUGCAUUACAAAAAGGAAAUCUCUGUUUGACUUUGAUGCGUAAACCCACCCGGAGAUUAACAAAUGCCAAUAUUAUUAUUUCGUCUACCACGUACAAAGUCUUAAUAGAAAAACAAGUAUACUUUCGAUAAUAUAUAAACUAUAGUGGAGGAAAUGAUAAGAUUUUGAAAGGUAAUGGUCUAAUGGAUCGGAUACUAUACCUAGUGUUGUUUUUAUUUUGUUGCCAAAAUAUAACGUUGAAAUGUGUUCGAGUAAAACUCAUAUCCAUGAAUUAAAAUAAAACUCAAUCCAACACAUUUUCGAUAAAGUAAAAACUCGUCGAAUUCUAUCCAUUCAUUUUAUAUUGGAAUUUUAUACUCAAUCAAUCGGAUUAGAUAUGUAAAUAUUCAUGGUUUGGAUAAAAUUGUCAUCCAAACAGGCGGCAGGCCCCAACAGUGGCACCAGCUGUCGGCCGGUAAACGACGCUUGAAUGCAGAAGAAAGAAUUUCAGUUCUAAGAAGUUCAAAAGCCAUGUUUUGUUUGUCCGGCGGCAAUGCAUAAUAUAAAUCCUUCUUUUUGCCUCUUUCUUUGACAACAUCCUACCAUUCCCACAAACCCACCAAUGAGUAAAACAAGCAUACAAGAGCACAACAACCCCCCAAACCCAAUGCUAUCUUUUCUUUUUUACUCAACAAAAAAAGUUUACGUUUAUUUUAAAACUCUCAUUGUGAAAAAAAUUCAAACUUCAAACUCACAUGAGUGUUAAUACUCUUUCCUCAUAAAUCAACCAAACAUAGUCUGACUCGUUUAAUUCAAUUGAAUUGACCAUACAUAAAUUGUGAAUGACGCAUAUAAAAAAUGCCACACUUAAAUCACAACAAACUAAUACGACAUGUUUCUCAAACCAUAAAUCGAAAUAUUUAACUCGUUCAAAGAACCUUCAUUCGACUGGAUUGCAAGGAUUGACGAAGAAUGAUAUCGAAUAAUCUAACUUCAAAUAUUGAAUACGUAUAAUAAACCAUCAAAUCCAAUGAAAAUGUGUUCUUAAGCUUAAUUGAAUAUAAACUCUACCUUCUCCAUCCUCCCAUAUAUAGUUAUCAAUGUAUAUACGAGAUCUCGAAUUACAAAUUAAAUCAAGAACAACACUAAUUUAAUAAGUAACUGAUUUUUUUUAUUCAAGUAUAAUUUCCCAUUCGAAUCGUCCAUAAACGAAAAUAAAAUAAGAGGGCAAAAGAAAACCAACAAAUUAGACAAAUCCAUCCAAUGUUGUCAAGAAUAUGCUACACUCGGGAAGAAGAAGAAAAAAGAGAAACAAUUAAAAAAAAAAAAAAAAAACCCCAUCCCUAACCACGACAAAAUGCCCUACCAAUUUAUAACCCCCACUCUGCUCCUCCUUCCCUUAAACCCCCGCCACCGCUCCUCCAUUAAACCUCGCUUUAACUCCUCCGUUGAAACAUCCUUAAAAAAGAAACCCUCCGCUCCGACAACAUGUGCAAGUGCAACGCCUUAUCAUCAUCCUCCCCUUCUCCCAACCCCGAAUCUCCUCCUCCUCCUCCUCCUCCUCCUUCCCCAAGCAACAAAUUCAACAUGAUCACCAAACCCCUAAUCCCCAAAUCCCAUACUUCCCCAAAAUCCAAUCUCUCCCAAGUUAUCCAGGAAGCCCAUCGAAUCGCCGCAAUCUCCCUCCCCACAAUCCUCACCGGCCUCCUCCUCUACUCCCGCUCCAUGAUCUCAAUGCUAUUCCUCGGCCGCCUCGGCGACCUCCCCCUCGCCGGCGGCUCCUUAGCCAUCGGCUUCGCCAACAUCACCGGCUACUCCAUCCUCUCCGGCCUCUCCUCCGGGAUGGAACCCAUCUGCGGCCAGGCCCACGGCGCCAAACAGUACAAGCUCCUCGGCCGAACCCUCCACCGCGCCACUCUGCUCCUCCUCCUCACCUCCCUGCCCAUCUCCAUCCUCUGGCUCAACAUCAAGCCAAUCCUCAUCCUCUGCGGACAGCAGAACGACAUCGCAUCGGAGGCCCAAUCCUACAUUCUCUACUCCUUGCCGGACCUAAUCUCGCUCUCGAUUCUCCACCCGCUCCGAAUCUACCUCCGGACCCAAUCCAUCACUCUGCCUCUCACCUUCUGCGCCUCGUUUUCAAUCCUCCUUCAUCUCCCAAUUAAUUACUUUUUGGUCUCUGUUUUCCAAUUGGGGACGAAGGGAGUCGCAAUCGCCGCCGUCUGGACCAAUUUCAACCUUGUUGGGUCGCUGAUUGCUUAUGUAAUCAUCUCGGGGGUUUACAAGAAGACGUGGGUGAGGGUUUCGUCGGAGAGCUUCAGGGGAUGGAACUCACUGCUCAAUUUGGCGAUUCCGAGCUGCGUCUCUGUUUGUCUGGAGUGGUGGUGGUAUGAGAUCAUGAUUUUGUUAUGUGGGUUGUUGGUGAAUCCGAGGGCCACCGUGGCUUCGAUGGGGAUUUUGAUUCAGACGACGGCGCUGAUUUACAUUUUCCCGUCGUCGUUGAGCUUCGGGGUUUCGACCCGGGUCGGGAACGAGUUGGGGGCCAACAACCCGGUUCGGGCCAAGAUGGCUGCCCUGGUUGGGUUGGGGGCGAGUUUCUUGUUGGGUGGGUUGGCAUUGGUGUUUGCCGUGAUGGUGAGGAAUGUGUGGGCCAGGAUGUUUACGGGGGACGUCGAGAUCGUGGCGCUGACGUCGAUGGUUCUGCCGUUGAUCGGAUUGUGCGAGCUGGGGAACUGUCCGCAGACGACCGGGUGUGGGGUUUUGAGAGGGACCGCGAGGCCGAAGCUCGGGGCGAACAUUAACCUGGGUUGUUUUUAUUUGGUCGGAAUGCCCGUGGCGGUUGUAUUGAGCUUUUACCUGGGGUUCGAUUUCAGGGGCCUGUGGCUAGGUUUGAUGGCCGCACAGGGUUCGUGUGUCCUUGCGAUGUUGUUCGUCGUGAGUCGGACCGAUUGGGAGGUUCAGGCUCAACGGGCCAAGGAACUCACGACUAAUAGUUGCAAUGGCCCAAUUGAUGAGAACGACAACAACGUCGAGAACGUGGACGUUAUUGCUGUGGAUGACAGUGAUAAGAGAUUAGUUAGUGAUCAAGUGGACGAGUCAAAUAAUCCUUUGUUAUUGGUUUAAUUUUUUAAGAGAGGGUUAGAAGAUAUUUGUUUAUUUGAUCGGAUUUUAGAUUGGUUUAGGUUAGAAAAAAAUCUUUAUUCAGUUUCGUGAGCAGACCGAAAUUUUGUAAUGUUUUGUAUACUAACCGGAAAGGUUAUAUAAUUAGAUUUUUUUUUUAAUUUUUGUCAAAUGAGACAUGGUUGGCAGCUGAUUUGGUGCAAAACUAAAACGUUAGUUGUGUAUUUGAGAUAGAUUAAAUACUAAAUUACGUUGGCUUUGAGUAGGGUUAAGCACCAUGGAAACGUUUGUUGAGUAAUUAAAGCCAUUUUUGUUUAACGUAGGAAGUGAUUUAUUCGUUUAUGUUUGCCGAAUGGGGGAAAAGGAGUUGCUGUGUCUCCAUUCUCCACGAACGAGCAUAGAACAGGGCGUGAAUCCCACGCGCGAACGGGGCGAGUGUGGCCGGCGGAGGGGAACAGUUGACCGGGUCAUGUUUUGCAACUGUCGACGUAAAGUUGGAACUCUUCCGGUCAUGCCUUUCUGCUGUGUUCUAUUCCUAAGUCGGCCAGUCGGGUCAGCGCGCCGGUGUAUACCCGUCGUUUUCCGGCGAACCCACACGAGCAAUCCGUUGAAUUCCAAAUAAAUAUGUGAAGAAUAGUAUUAGUUUUGUGAUGGUCAAUUUUGUGGCUCUGAUGUUGUGGAAAAUUCUUUUGUGCUGGUUGGAAUUGGAAUUCAACUGGACAUUUGUGUGAAUAAUUAAUUGCAAGCAAAGAAAUUAAGUUUUGGAAUUUAACUUUUGAAAAAACAGUCUAUCUUGCUAUUACUUUUGUGCAGCCUUUUCUCUUUGUAACAACGGAUAAUUUUAAUGAACAAGGAAACAAUAAUGUACGUUCAAGAAGUUGUUGCGACUGAACCACCCAAUCAACUACGCUAUUCAAGAUUUAACAGAAGAUUAUACUUUUAUUGUUUUUUGUAUCUUAGGUGACACUCCCGUCCGGUGGUGCUAAGGGGCUUUUGCUUUUGGAACACAACACAGUUUUUUGCUGACUCCUCAAAUCAAGUUUUUAUUGUAACAUGCUAUGUUUUCUCCCUCAUUGCUAGUAGGUUGAUGCGUCACACGCUAGACACACAUGCUUUGGCCUUGUAUGUCCUUAACUCAAAAUUGAUGUGAGAUUGAAUGCAAUCCAAAGAGAAUAGAUAAAAAUCACGAGGUGAACACUUCAUCCCCUCCGAUAAAGAGGGUUUUUUUUUCUCAUUCAAUAUAUUAUGUGCAAUUAAUGUUUCUGGAUCUGAUAAGUUAAAUUCUAUAUCUGAUUUUUGUGAGAUUUUUUUCUUUUACUUCUACCUCUUCUUGGUUUAUUUAUCUCACUAAAUACACUUAUCUAUGAAUUGUUGGUACAUUUCGAGUUACUCACAUUCUUUUAAUUAAGAGUAAACAUGUCAUUUGAGAAACAAAUAAAAUCUAUAUUUUUGUGGAUUGUUAACAAUACAAAACAAUGAAAAUUUUAAAUUUUAUAGUUAAAAACAAUUAUAAAAAAAGAAUUAAAAUCUUUGAAUUAUUUACGGCAAGAAGAGAUAAAAAGUUAUCAAUAUUUUUCAUAGUUGACCGGGGAAGUGGGUUUCCUAAAUUUAUAGACCAAUAGGAGCAAUUACCUUGCUUACACAACGUAUUAAAUCUCGGCAUCAAGUACUAGAGUAAGAGCCUUCAAAAAACUUGUUCUAUGCUAAUUGCUAUGCUUUACUUUAAACCCAAAAACUAUGAUUUCAACGCCCUGUAUCGUGCAAAUUUCAUAAUCUUCUGUGAUAGGACUUAUGGACUUUGAACCUUAUUCCGUCAUAAAGAAAUAAUUUAAGGUUUCUCAGUGGUCCAUUACCAUGCAUCAAAACCUUAGUCUAUGUUGUGUGGUACUAUAAUUGUACCAAUGAUUGUUAGAUUUGUGUUUUGCCAAGAAAGAAAAUAUCAUAUGCCGUUCCUUAGUGGUCCAUUACCAUGCAUCUGAUUAAACGGCAUCGUUGACU
Linum trigynum is the source of this 7259-nucleotide messenger RNA. Lineage: Eukaryota; Viridiplantae; Streptophyta; Magnoliopsida; Malpighiales; Linaceae. The record is from the annotation of a GenBank genome assembly.